Mollisia scopiformis is the source of this 1260-nucleotide messenger RNA. RefSeq lists its product as uncharacterized. The record is from RefSeq and is a predicted model, not a curated record. The transcript has 2 exons. Bases 1 to 1260 code for a protein of 419 amino acids. Lineage: Eukaryota; Fungi; Ascomycota; Leotiomycetes; Helotiales; Mollisiaceae.
AUGAAAUCCGCUCAUGGAUCACGGGCCAGCGGUCCUACUCGUCGAAAGAGGAUCAUCACGGCUGCUCGGAAGGAACAGAACCGCAUUGCUCAGCAGCUGUAUCGUCAGAGGCAAAAAGAAGGUUCCCGGCUUCGGGAAACCCAGAGUGCACACCGGCCAGCAAGACAUCAUCUGCUCCGGCCUCGCCCCCUUCUCAAAUCUUCAAAAUCACGAGGCAAAGCCAUCGAUACCACCGAAGUAACGACAAGAGACACUCUGGAGUCAAAUAACAAUCUGGUACGAGAUAAAACUCCAACUUCCAGAUACGAAUUGGACCCAUGCCUCUCUGAUCCUCUCGGUGUUGGUGAUGCUACCUCCAAUGGACUGGCCCUGUCGUUGACGACCUCCUCGUGUCUUCCUUUCACAGAUUGGAACUCGCUUGCUGGCCCCACAGACUACAAUCAACCAUCUACUCAAGGUUCAUUCUUCGCCGAUGAGGCAGGAUCACAAGAGCUCACUGCAUCAAACUUGUUUGACUUUGUUCUCACAGACGAGGAUUUGCCUCAGAUCUAUAACCCUUCAUCCUGGCCGGUACUUGAGGACGGAUUUCUCAGCACUGCAUCGUCUUCAAACCCUCGUACGACUGUUCGAGAUACUUGCUGGUAUCUUAGCGGCUGGGCGAAUACUUCCGGGUAUACAGACACAAGAAUGGACUUGAUUGCUCAUUUGAGAAAUGUUCCAGGAUUUCAAGACUUACUGUCUGCAACCAUAACUUUCAUAUACCAACGUUCGAUCUCGAGCAUACACUGCUCGGUAUCUAUGCCUGAUGCGUACAAGAAUUUCCUUCAAUGUUCUCAGACGGCGACAUUGCUGGCAUACUUCCACAACGCACGCUGUAUUGGUAUGGAAGUCCAGGAUCUCUUGAGGCACAGAUCGCUGUUCUAUUGUCCAAAUGCAAGCAUCACAGAUGAUCCUCAAAUGCUUCUUGAUGUGGCUCGCAAAACUUGGAUGCCAAUCCAUCUCCAACCAACACUAGAACAAAUUCUCAUACCUCACCACCCAUAUCUUGAUCUGCUUCCUUUCCCAGCAUUGCGUGCUCGCGCCAUCACGCUAUCGAAUACGAUGCCCAAACUCUUCGACCCUAUGGAGCUCAAACGAGAUAUUUUCAAGGAAGGACUUGUGUGCCUUCCUCGCGGAAACGGUACUGGACAGCCCUCUGAGAUGCGGAAUUGGCAGGCUGCCCCUUGGUUCCUAACCAAAUGGAGAUUAUUGAUGGCGUGA